CUUCACACCAGUCGUGAUCCACAAGUGGACAUGAUCUCCACUUUCAUCUGCUUGAUCCUUCGUACAAGCUGAAGCACCUAGUAUCUCUAUCCAUCGCUAUUAUCAUCAUCUAUAUCUGCGACUAUCAAUCUUCGAAGAUUCUUCCAUCAGCAAACUAAUCUAUCCAUCCUCCACACCCCUUGAUCAUCAAAACCUCCAAUCACAUUCUCCACAGGGAAAAGGUAUAAGGCAUCACGAGUAGUCACGUAAGUCGUUUCACUCUGAACAUAAGUAGGUAUAAUUUCGUUUCUGAUUCAUCGGAUUCAACUAGCAUCUACAACAUCUCUGUUGACUCUUUGUCUAACAACAACCCCCAAACAACCACAAAAUGUCGCAAACUGGCAGCGUUAAGUUCUUCAACCCGGACAAGGGCUUCGGUUUCAUCACCCCGCAUGACGGUGGUGAGGACGUCUUCGUUCACUUCUCCGCCAUCCAGACCGGUGGUUUCAAGUCCCUCAAUGUUAAGGCUUAUACUUUUCUUGUCAUGUCCUCCUCUACAGUGCGUAGGUCAUCUUAGUGUUCCUUGUAGGUCAUCAUCUUCUCUCAGAUAGUUUAGGUCGUUUUCGCCAUUCUUGUAACACAUCUUUCUCCAUAUUCUCAUCGCAUUGUCGUUGUAGAUGUAGCCACUUUCAUUCUUGCGUAUUCGACUCUAUCGUCCGACGUCACAACUUCUAUAGCCUAUUUGUGCUGUUUCCUCAAGACGAACAAUCAUGUAGUGCAUCCACAUAUCUUUCUUCUUUCUUUUCCUUCAAUGAUCUGCAUUAUCUCGACUGGAGCACUAUCUCAACAAUUGGCUACAUCUACAGCGACUUCCCCCUUUGUUUUUAACAGUACCAAACUAUACCAGCAGUUGUCCAACCUGACAGACCUUGUGUCUACCCCAGCUCUAAUUUUCAAGGCGAGACCGUUUCCUUCGACACCGUCUGGGAUGACCGCAAGCAGAAGUCCAGUGCCGCUAACGUGACCGGACGUGGUGACGGCGAACCGCGUAAGGGCGGCGGCAAGGGAGGAAAGGGAUCCUUCGGCGGAGGUGGCGGCUUCGGCGGCGGCGGUGGCUAUGGCGGUGGUCGCGGUGGCGACUACUGGUAAGUCACUAGCAGUUCUUCUUUCUGUGCCCAAACUUCGUUAGGAGAUAGGGUUUUGGAAGUAUAUAGGAGGACACCACCAGUCCGUGAGGAGAAGGACCUGCUGGUAAUCGACACCUGGGAGUAGGAGAACGAUGUACGAGUUGCAGACAUGUGGGUGAAGGUGUUGACUCUGUACCCCUGAAGUGCGAGCGGUGGGCGUGCUCUUCGCAGGAAGCAGAUGAGCUCUCACAUUGAUGUUCGACCGACUAUAUGCCUACUUUCGAGGUUGUCUCUGUUUGAUGUUAAUGAAGUGAAACUUGGUGUUGGUACUGAAAGAACGGGCUUACGUUAGUUCUUGGGAGUACCAGGGAAGUAGUGACGACUAGACGAGACGACGAUUUCAAUUGGUGAAUUUUUCUGGUCAUUAUGCCAUCGAUGAUACAUAGAACGCAAGAUGCACAGCAUUGAAAACAACUACCACGAUAUUACUGAUCGAAAAAAUUGUCCAUGAACUUAAAGCUUUUGAGAAACAAAGAAUACCUUAGUGAAUAUAACAAUGAAUUUCCAGCAGGUAGAGACGAAAAUUGUUGAUUUAUUUUUCUAUUCUGUUCCUUUUUCUUUGGGGGUUAACCACAUGACGGAUGAAUGUUGUUGUUGAUGCACCAUUGAGGACGACUAUGAUGUGCAUGACAGAAACCGAUGGUAUUAAUGACAGAUUUUUGAUCAUGGAAGAAAACUACGACUACAAUUUGCCUUCAUAGAUGGGAGUCGUGCUCGCGACGAGCUGCCUCGGCAGCCUUGG
Amoebophrya sp. A25 is the source of this 1908-nucleotide messenger RNA. The record is from the annotation of a GenBank genome assembly. Lineage: Eukaryota; Dinophyceae; Syndiniales; Amoebophryaceae.